Messenger RNA from Austrofundulus limnaeus, 924 nucleotides. RefSeq lists its product as uncharacterized. The record is from RefSeq and is a predicted model, not a curated record. NCBI's taxonomy places the organism in Eukaryota, Metazoa, Chordata, Actinopteri, Cyprinodontiformes, Rivulidae.
GUACCUCCUCCUUCUCCUCCACCACCUCCUCCAGCUGCAACAAGCACCACAGCUGCUGCUCAGGUGGUCCUGCUGGAGUCUUGGAAGAGAAGCCUUCCUCCAGAGCAGCAGGACUGGCUGAGCAAAGCCCUGUUUGUCAGGGACAAGACAGGCAGGGCCGUGCUCACCAAAGAGCUGCAGCUGUGGUACCAUCCACCUGGCCCACUCCUCACAUACAGCCAGCCACCCGCCUCGCCCGACGCCUUCUUCCAGCGGCCCUUCUUCCUCUGGGCCCCAUAUAGGAUGUGGCAGUACAGCUUCAAGUGUCCGAGCUGCGCGCACAAACUAACCAGCUGCGGUCUGUACAAGACRGUGCGCAAAGUUCUGGACCUUGAUGGCUGGUACUAUAUGGCACAGAGUACCUGGAGUGCAGGUACUGCAUGAAGAAGGUGGCGGCCUGGGCGAGGAGCGUGCGGGAGCAGCUGGACCUGGGUCACCAGCUGCUCUUUCCUGCUGAGCUUGCGUACAGGCUGUCAUGCGACAGGAAGGUCCUCGGCCAGAUGAAGGGACGAACGCUGGGGAACAGCGCCAACCGUCUUCGCUCCUUCCUGGUGGAGAGCCACACAGAGGAGUGGAUGUCCAGGUGCCUGCUGUACUUGGAAACCAUCAACAAGUUUCAAGUCGCAGGGGUGCGCUUGGCUCCACCUCCUCACCCGCCCACCAUGCAGCCUGUACCAACCAGCGGCUGGCUGUUGUCCACCUACGCCAGGGAGACCUUCACCCGGUUGGAUGAGCUCCAGGCCGGCGUCACCUCCAUCUUCGGGUCCAUACUAAAGAUGGACUCGACCAAGAAGGUCGUCAGGAAGCUGGCGGGCGCAGACGCACGGACGGCCCAGUGGAUGACAAGUGUGGGCAACGAGCUGGGUCAGGUCCUGAUCUGCGUCC